Messenger RNA from Astrephomene gubernaculifera, 688 nucleotides. The record is from the annotation of a GenBank genome assembly. NCBI's taxonomy places the organism in Eukaryota, Viridiplantae, Chlorophyta, Chlorophyceae, Chlamydomonadales, Astrephomenaceae.
GGGAGGAAGGGGGGGCUGGGGAGGCGGCGGCAGGAGCGGGGGAUGAGGAUGGCCAGGAGGGCUGGCAGCAGCUCAGGCAGCAAAAGAAACAGAGCCGGAAGCAGCAGCAGCAGCAACAACAACAUGAGGACAGCGCCUGGCGGGAAACGGGCGCCGUACCCUUUGCCGUACGGCCUGUGUGGGAUCGCACCGGUAGCGGCAGUGGCGGCAUGGGUGAGGACGGAGCUCCCAUGUACGGCAACAACUCCGCCGCCAACCGCCAUGCCCUGAACCACAACCACCACCCCCAGCAGCAGCACCCAGGCGCCCGACAGCACCUGGGGUCCGCCUUCACCUCCUCGGGGAACAAUGGCAGCAGCACCAUAGGCACCAGCAACCACAGCAACAGUACGGGAGUUGGGGGCGGCAGCGGUUCCGGAGCUGCCCGGCGGCCUGUGAUGACGGAGGAGGAGUUCCCGUCGCUGCUGCCCUCCUCGGGUGCGGGUGCGGGUGGCGGUGGGGGCGGUUGUGAGGGCGAGAAGGAAGAAGACCCCAUCGUCCGGGCGCUUCAGCUGCUCAAGGUCCCCAGCCCCGACAUCCUCACCCCCCACCUGCUCCUGGAGGGCGCCUGCCUGCGACACCUCUACACCGCCAUCUUCCGCGGCCUACCCCGCUUGGCGGACGCGCAGCUCGCCUCCGUACUUUCCCG